CCACCACCAAGUCGCACGCCUUCAACACGCAUAGCCCACACAGCGCGACCACCACGCCAACAUGGGCAAACUGCAAACUCGGUACCAACCAAUCCACGCUCUCAAAGACCGGGUCUUGAGCGCCGCCGUACCACAGCACGCACACGCUACAUUGACAUGCUGCUCGGCCUCGAUUCCGUCUCCCCACUGCACAACCUGCUCUGUUCAGCAUUCGUCUGGCUUCUACUAGCCGGCUACAUUGUCUUCCCCGCGACCUUUACCAAACUCCAACGCACCGACUCGAAGCCCGGGGACAACGGCUUCAGCGCUGCGGCUCUGAAAACCGUGCGCAACAUUCCUCUGCUGUACGUCGCGGCCUUUGCAUGUGGCAUUGGCGUCGUGGGGUGUCUGUGGCUGUGGUGGCAACAUCGCAAAAACUACGUGUGGGUGAUUCAUAGGAUUUUCCUGCCUGCACUGCUGAAUAGCAUUGCGGGUCUCAUCUCGACGAUUGUGAAUGUGUAUUCUGCGCAGGACGGGCAGUACAGUAUUACUGCUCGUGUGACAAUUGUGGUUACGGCGGCAUGCAGUGUCGUUGCUGCUGCGCUGUUCUUGGUCUACAACACCAUCAUGCUAGGGAUCGUGAGAAGGCGACAUGAAAGGGAGAUUGCGGCUGUUGAGAAGGGGCAGGCAAGACGAGACGCCAGUCAUGAA
This is a messenger RNA of Bipolaris sorokiniana ND90Pr, 690 nucleotides long. RefSeq lists its product as uncharacterized. The annotation marks the transcript as partial. The transcript has a single exon. The record is from RefSeq and is a predicted model, not a curated record. NCBI's taxonomy places the organism in Eukaryota, Fungi, Ascomycota, Dothideomycetes, Pleosporales, Pleosporaceae.